This is a messenger RNA of Nicotiana tabacum (common tobacco), 2012 nucleotides long. RefSeq names its product glycosyltransferase family 92 protein RCOM_0530710-like. NCBI's taxonomy places the organism in Eukaryota, Viridiplantae, Streptophyta, Magnoliopsida, Solanales, Solanaceae. Gene Ontology annotation, cellular component: cytoplasm. Gene Ontology annotation, molecular function: glycosyltransferase activity. The record is from RefSeq and is a predicted model, not a curated record.
AGUAAUUCGCUCCAGCUUCCUUUACAUUUUCACUUGCUUCCUCUUCUUCGCUACUUUCUAUCACCAUUUUCUUCGCCAUGAUUUCUCUGCAUAUCACAACGAAAUUAUUAAUCCUCACAAUACUACUAUCAAAUCCACCACACCCAAUUUUCUUUUUCAUGAAAAUUUUUCUUCCCCUAAUACCCCUUCUCGAAAAUUCCCUAUAAUUCCCUCUGUUUCCAUUCUCAUGCCGGAUUGGGAAGUCUACGUCAUCGUUUCACCUGAUUUUUCCCCUCUACAAACCCAUUAUAAUAAUUCUAGUUUUCUCUGUGUUUUUGAUACCGGAGAGGAAUCUCCGGUUGUUCCCGCCGGUGAGCUUCCAUUUCCGGUCCGGUCCAUUUUCAACUGCAAACUUCCUAGCCGGGCUCGUCGGAGAUUGCCGUUUACGCAACCCAUUUUGACGAGCUCUUCUGCUAAUGUUUCUUAUCGGAAUUCACCUUCGCCGGAGCUGUUACGGUGGAGUUUUCUCGUCUACGACUCUCUCACAACCGAUGACGAUGUCGUUUUAUUCGUUAAAGGGUUAAAUAAUCAUCAAGGCAUUAACAGAGAACCCACAGAAUUCACCUGUAUUUUCGGCGACGGCGUUAAAACCGCCGUGACAAGUUCAGUACAAGAAGUUUUCCGUUGUAAACGGCCGGAUUUCGCCGUUAAUAUGCCAAUCAAAGUGUCAAUUGAAAUUGUAGGACCCACUCCUAUUGUGGUCCCUACAGUAGCCUAUUAUUCGCCACAACGGAAACUUGCUAGCCCUGAAAAAGCUAACCUCUGUUUUUGCACUAUGGUGUACAACGUGGCUAAAUUCUUAAGAGAAUGGGUUUUAUACCAUUCUAAAAUUGGAGUUGAGAAAUUUAUAUUAUAUGAUAAUGGAAGUGAUGAUGAUUUAGCUCCAGUUGUUGAAGAGCUAGUUGAAGAUGGCUAUAAUGUGCAAACUUAUUUUUGGCUAUGGCCAAAAACGCAAGAAGCUGGUUUUUCCCAUAGUGCCAUUUUUGCUAAGGAUUCAUGCUCAUGGAUUAUGUACAUUGAUGUAGAUGAAUUUGUGUACUCUCCAUCUUGGUCAAAUUUAACUCAACCAUCACAAUUACUAUUACCUUCUACAUUACUGAAUUCAGAAGGACUCAGUGUAAUCGCACAAGUGGGGUCUAGAAAAUCGACCGAGAAAAAUGUUGCACAAAUUAGCAUUCCUUGUUAUGAAUUUGGACCGUCGAAACAGAAGGUACAUCCAGUAAAGGGAGUGGUACAAGGGUAUAAUUGUAGGAGGAAAAUGGAGAAUAGGCACAAGUCUAUAGUAUUUUUGGAUGCUGUAGAUUAUUCUUUGCUUAAUGUGAUACAUCAUUUUAAGUUGAAGCCAGGGUACAAUGUGAAGAAAUUGAAUGUUGUUGAGAUGGUGGUGAAUCAUUAUAAGUAUCAAGCUUGGCCUGAAUUUAAGGCUAAAUUUAGGAGAAGGGUGUCAGCUUAUGUUGUGGAUUGGACUAAACCAUUGAACCUUGGUUCGAAUGAUCGAACCCCCGGGUUAGGGUAUAGUCCAGUUGAGCCAAAAGGAUGGCAGAGGAAGUUCUGUGAGGUAUAUGAUAAUGGUUUAAAAGAUUUGACAUGGAGAUGGUUUGCAGUUGAAUCCCUUGCUCCAUCUGAGUACAGUUUGCCUUGGCAAAGAUGAACCAUAUGGGGAAUCGACGAAUGCAGCGAACAAUAUUACUAGUGGAUUGAGUUGUUACAAUACGUCUUGUCUAGCUAUGACUUUAGAAUUUACCAGAUAGAAGGUAGCAGAGAACUGUAAUAUUUCUUUGAUUCAAAUUGAGAUUUUCUUUGAUUCUUAAUUUUUUUCUCUGCAAUUUUUGUUCUUUUGAUUCUUUUAGUGUAGGUUGAUAUAUAUUUGUUUAGAUGUAGUUAGUGGGAUAGAUAGGAGAGACCACUUGUUCUUGAAUUCUUCAAGAGCAUAAGAUUAAUGUUAGAUUGCUAUAAUGUAGUAUAUAUCUCUC